This is a messenger RNA of Sitophilus oryzae (rice weevil), 6481 nucleotides long. RefSeq names its product histone-lysine N-methyltransferase ash1-like. NCBI's taxonomy places the organism in Eukaryota, Metazoa, Arthropoda, Insecta, Coleoptera, Curculionidae. Gene Ontology annotation, molecular function: protein binding; histone methyltransferase activity. Gene Ontology annotation, cellular component: nucleus. The record is from RefSeq and is a predicted model, not a curated record. The annotation marks the transcript as partial. The transcript has 22 exons.
GGCAACAUCGCCGGCGAUCUAGUUUUCAGUUGGUGGCGUUUCGUUGCGCAACUGUCGAGUCUCGAAUAGAAACCCAAAAAAUAAUGAAAAUUUCUAGUGAUUUGCCCUUUUUCCGACAUUAAAGUAUCCGAAGAAUGUUUUGUGACAUCGAACAAGAGUUGUUUUUAGCGCUAAACCAGUUAAAUUGUUGAAAAUGUGUUACUACAUCAGCUGGAGGCCAUUUUGUUUACAAGAUUGACAUAAACAUGGAAAUAGACUUUUAUUACGUAGAUUUCGCUUAGUUUUUAGUGUUAUUUUUGUUUAAAGAUGUUCUAUUUGCCCUAACGAGAUGGCAACUAAUGAUGGUGCUACAACGGAACUCUUUACAGGCUGGUCCUCCGUGGUCCACCAACCUGAAGAUGAACCAGAAGAAUCGGAAUUGCCCUCAACUGUGGAUAUUGGUGCUCUAACCUCGGGGCCUACGGAUCUGAAUCCCACUCAGAAUGAACCUCAGAGUGAGUCGGACAGUGAGGACUCGGAGGCAGAUUCAAGUAAUUCGGACGGCUCUGACGAUUCCUGUUCCCGCAGCGACAGCUCGGACAGUGACAGUUCUUCCUCCUCUCAAGACUCCUCUUCCAGGUCGCCGAGUCCAGAAUUCUCGGUGACCAGUUCUCAAACCAACGGUCUCCGGCUAACCAUAGCCACCGUCCGCAAGAGCACCAACAGCCCCAUCAAUACAGCCAAGAAACCCGAUACAGACAACGCCAAGACCAAAAGUCGCAAAAAGAGCACUAGUAGCAGCAGUUCUGAAUGCUCCAGCGACUCUGACAGCGAUUCAAGCAAAAGUGACAGUAAAGAAAGUAAGGUUAUACCUGUUCCUCAAAAGUUUGAGGUUAAGAAGCCUCCUGCUCCUGUUUCGAAGUUGAGGUUAGGUGAGAAAGGUCCAGCUGCUAUGUGUCGCGCUACUACGGUAAAUAACCUUCAAGAAAACAAGGCCAAUACAGCGGCAAAGCUAAAAUUACCGUCAAAUAUCAGUUCUUCUAGUAAAGAAGUUAUAAAAGAUGUAUCUGUUUCAAAAGAAACCAAAAGAAAAGAUAAAGAUGUAGUGCCUAAAGCAAAACUACCUUCUGAACUUGCUGUUUCUCAAAUAAAACAGAAACCUGCAUCAAAUAUUGGUGCAGUUAAAGAAAGUUCGAGUACUGUUCUUCCAAAACUAAGAAGUAACAGUCAGUCUUUGAAUAAAGACAACAAAGACCCUGUAGUUAAAGAUACUCCUAGUGUAGUUAGAUUAAGAAGUUCUAGCGCAGUUAACAAGGACUUAUCUUCUUCCAAUAAAGAAAAAGUUAAAGAAAUCCCAACAAAUAAGGACAAAGCUAAGGAAGUUCUCCCUUCGACGAAGACUAGGGUAACAACUGUCGCUGGUGUGUCAAGUAAAGAAAAGGAAAUAACUGUUGUUAAAGAAAAUGGGGGUGUAACUCAGUCAAAACGUCCUGGAAAUGUGGAAAAUGAAGGAAAUGGUAAAGAAAAGGAUGGAAACGUACUAAAGGACAAGGAGAAGAAUGGAGAGAAGAGUGCUAAAGGGGCGGAGACUAAGGGUGGAAAAAAGAAGGUUAGGCUGAAGAGGCGAAGUAAAAAGAUGGCAUCGUUACCCCUAUCUAGGAGCUCCACGUACUCAACAUCCGAAUCUGAAUCGUCCGACGAUCUGCUGCCGUCUUCUUGCAGUCUCCAGGAAAUCCGGCAGGAAGAUUUGGCCGCCAUAUUGCCCGAUCAGAGCGAGUGUAACGACUUCAACGAUUUCGAUAAGAAUGAUAAGGGCUCUCCGGCCACUGGCGACAUGUCCGGCUCCGACAUGGAACUACCUCAACAAGCCAUCAACUCCCUCAUCCAACGCACUACCGAGUCUUCCAGCGACGGCGAAGGCCACCAACUGCCCAACCCUCAAACUCUCUUCGCCAACAGUCUCUUACAACCCUUCGUACCCGCCAACAAUCCUUUGCUAACAUCCCCCACAGCCACUCAACCUUUAAACGAAGCAACUACCGACAGCUCCACGAUACUUCAAACGAAACAGUCCAACGGAACUAACAGUACUUCUAAUAACAGCCUCAGUAGUUCAAAUGUACCGAACAUCUCUAGCAAGGUUUUGAGCGAUGACGCUCAAUCGAAAACAGACGGGAGUGUGGUUGGGGGUGUUAAGAAACGAAGGGGUAGACCUGCCAGGCCGAAGAAAGGUGCGGGGAGGGGUAGGCUGAAAGAGAAGACGGAGGAUGAGGGGGAGAAGGUUUCGGAUGGGGGAGGGUCGCAAAAGAAUGUCCAGGAUUUUUGUGGGGGUCCGAACGUUAGUCCUGAUUCGGGAAUUCAGAAUAGUCCUGAUCAUGUCUCCAGCCCAGAACCCUGUUUUUCUCCUAACAUUAAACCCAGAUCUUCAACCCAAACCAAGGAGGAACUCAAGAAAAAAUCAACAUCUCACUCCCCAGAAACGAAACCUCAAACCAAAACCUCUAAAUCUGAAGCGUCCACCCAUUCCAGUCGACAAACAUCGCAAGAAAAAUACAAAGAUUCAAGUUCGACGAGUUCAAGUCAGGCUGACAGAGUGAAAUUCGCUAACCUGGAUAGAGUUCUGUAUCCUCCGAGACGGAAAGCUGGAAGACCUCCGGUAUCCAGCAGACGUCCAGGAAGACCUCCCAAACAUAAAGCAGAACCUUCAGAGACUAAACCUAACGAAAAAGUUAAUAACAAUUUAAAAAAUAAAGUUAGGUCUAAAAGCGCGGUUCAAAAUAAUGCUUCCAAGCAAAUAGCUUUGAAAAAUAAAGGUGUUUCGUUGAAAGUGCCGAAGAUCUUCCACUCCCGGCACAAACACAAGCACAAAAAACGCAAGAUUAAGAUUUUGAAGCCGCUAGUGUCGUGCGAUCCGAAGAUCAAUCAGGAAAUUGAGAAGUUGAUUUUGGAUUUCGUGAAAUUUUGUGCUAUCGCUACUAAACAGCCUAAAGAGGUCGUGCCGGAGCAGGUUUUGAAGACGCUGAAGAAGGUGACGAAGAAACGGAGGACGACAGAUCAUAUAGAGAAGAAAAAGAAGAAGCAGAGCGUGAACACGACAGUGAACAAGGUACACAACUCAAAUGAACAACGUCUUCCUUUAAAGAAAAGGCAUUAUCACUUGGCGAGCAACAGUAGCGAAAGCCAAAAAACAGAAACUGAAGAAUCCAAAGAAAAGUUGUUAGAAAAAUUGGAAGAUUCCAAGACCGAAACUAAAGAAAUCAAGAAUAAAAUUGAGAAGAAAGAAAAAAUUAAAGACGGAAAGGUCACCCCUAAAUACGUCCCUGUUAUUAAGAGCCAUAUCAAUAAUAACGAAUAUGAAGUAAAGGCUGAAAAAAUUGAAAAAGACGGAUCUUCUCACAUAGACGAGGCCAUAGAAGCUUGCAUAAACAAAUUUUCCGAUAAAAAACAGAUUAAAACCGACGAAAAACAUCCAGAUGAAAAAAUCGUUGCCGCAACAACACCGAAGAAACGUCAUAGAUUGGAAAACUUAAACUCCAGUACAGAAAAUGCUAUCUCUGCUCCUGAAAAUUCUACUGAAGUUAAAGUUGAGUCAGUCACGGUAAAUUUGGAAGACAAAUUAGAUAAAAUUAAGACCAAAUUAACUGUGGAGGCGUAUAUCAACGAACUGAAGGCCAAGAGAACGUUGCAAAGUGCGAAAAACAUAUGUAGUGUCCCUGAGGAUGGAAAGAAAAUAAUCAAGGAGACUGCCAGUGUGGAAAUCAAGAAAGAAACUUCAAAUGCCUUACAGGUGGAGAAAACUGUCCAGGUUUCUCCUGAAAGUACCAGGAAAAAAGUAAGAAAAAGAAGAGCAUUUAACAGGACCGGGUUUCCAACUGUUAAGAAGAAAAAGAAACGACCAACAACCCUUGAAACGUCCCUGGAGUCGAUUUCUACUGAAGAUAAUGAAAAGACUUUGCCAUCAACAUGUGAUAGAGUGCCUAAAGAAGGAGAGGAGUACACUAAGUUUAUGCAACGUAGCAACCAUAGUUCUAUGAACGAUUUGACUGCGAUAGGUUACAAAACGCCGGCAGAGGACCUUACUAGCGAAUGCGAGAGUCUUCCACAAGAUGAAAGAACUGAUUUCGAUAUGGAGGACAGUAGUAGUCGUAGUGAUAGUAUUAAUGAGAGCUUAUCGGAAACAAGGAGUAAGAAAUCUGAUGGUGCUGAUAUGGAGUCGAUGUCGUUAUUAGAAUCUUCAAUUGAGCGGCUCAAAUCGAGGCUGGAUCAAAAAAAGCGGAAAAGGAGUAAAGAUCUGAAGAGUAUACCUGUGGAGACGAAUACCUAUCCAAAGAGAAGGAAAAGAGACGAUUCACCAGCAAGUAGUAUCGAACCUUCAGUUGAAAGUCGAUUGAGGGACAGUACCAGUGCUUCUGGAGAUGAACUUAAUAAGAGAAGUAAAAAGUGCCUCAGAUAUAGGAAAAAGUUUUUGGUCGCUGGCUUGUUCUCAGAUUAUUAUAAGGAAAAUGAAGCGAAACGUCAAGAAAAUUCUAAAUCGACAAGGAAUCUCAUUUAUAAUCCGGAAGAACAUCCUUACGGAUUAUUACCGCCUCCGUACCAUUGCGGGAAGUACCUGCGAUGUCGAAAGGUGGAUUUCCAACUGCCGUACGACUUGUGGUGGCAACAUACUCAUUCUCAGUUGCCCGGUCGUGAUGUGGUACCAUCGUGGAAUUAUAGGAAGGUGAGAACCAACGUUUACAACGUUAAGAGCAAUGGAGGAGCGUGCGAACCUCAAUCUUGCAACUGCAAGCCGUCGACGGAUUGCGAUGACGACUGCAUAAACCGACUGGUUUUAGCCGAAUGUCCAGCAACCCACAGAUGCAAGAACCAGAAGAUCCAGAGGCACGACUGGGCGCCGGGCAUCGAAAAGUUUAUGACAGAGAGCAAAGGCUGGGGUGUUCGUACUAAAGAACCCAUCAAACAAGGAGAAUUUAUCCUCGAAUACGUGGGAGAGGUUGUUUCCGAUCAGGAGUUCAAGGAAAGGAUGAACAGCAUCUACGUCAACGACACGCAUCACUACUGUUUGCAUCUAGACGGCGGCUUGGUGAUCGACGGACAUAGAAUGGGCGGCGAUGGCAGAUUUGUCAAUCACUCUUGUCAGCCGAAUUGUGAAAUGCAGAAAUGGAGUGUUAAUGGUCAAUUCAGGAUGGCGUUAUUUGCUCUCAGAGACAUAGACCCUUAUGAGGAGAUCACUUACGAUUACAAUUUCUCAUUAUUCAAUCCAGCGGAGGGACAGGAGUGCAAAUGCGGUAGUACUAAUUGUCGAGGAGUAAUAGGUGGUAAAACUCAGAGGAUACGUCAACUGCCCGAAACCAACGUGGUUAAAAACCCGGGUAGGGUCGGAAGACCACGGAAAACGGAGGCUAAGAAGAAACCCAGCACCACCAAAGACCAAGUUCCGAUCAAUCCUCAACCUACGCAGCAAAUUAUCCCUCAGAUUCAAGUUAAACCCAUGAGUCACCAGCAGAAAUGCUUUAUUUUAGAGCAUCACUGUUUCUUAUUGAGGAAUUUGACCAAGGUUCGCAAAGUGAGGGACAGAUCUCAGAGUUUAUCCUCUAGCACAGUUUCCAGACAGCAAACAGCUACACCGACCGAUACCAGCGCCUUUAUGAACCAACUAAACGCGCUGCAAAAACCGAGAAACAUGAAGACGAGGAGGAUAGCCCAGGCGGAAGACGACCCAGAACUUAACAAGAACAUUAAGCUGGCCGCCAUUCUCAAGGAUAUCUUGAAGGUCAUUACCACCGCUAAAGACGACAAGGAUAAUCUCCUCAGCACAAACUUGAUGCAGCUUCCGUCCAAGAGAAAAGUUGCUGAAUUUUACCAGCGGGUUAGCGAUCCUAUAGAUCUGAGUACCAUCGAGCAAAAUAUCGCUACGGGGGUUUACAGAACUGCUCAGGCCUUCGACGAGGAUAUGAAUAAGUUAUUUAUAGGAUUUUCUAAGUUCUAUGAUCGUACUACCGACACUGGCAUCGCCACUACUAAACUGAAGAAGAUCUACGUCGAGACAAAACAACAAAGCCUAGCGAAGUUCGAGGAUGUUCUGGGUGAAAAACCGCCACCAGCAUUUGUUAACAACAAAAAGAAAAAUGAGGAGGAAGAUAUAAUCCGUUGCAUCUGCGGGAUUCCCAGAGAUGAGGGCUUAAUGAUUCAGUGUGAAAGGUGUAUGGUAUGGCAACAUAUAGAAUGUGUCAAAGCUGACGCAUCUGUGGCGAGCUACCAUUGCGAAAUAUGCGUCCCCAGGCAGGUGGACUAUGAGAUUCCGAUGGAUGAAUUUACGGAGCAUGGCCACAGGUACUACAUGACACUGAUGAGAGGUGACUUGCAACUACGUCAAGGUGACACUGUCUAUGUACUCAGAGAUAUACCCAUACCGGGUACCGAUAAGAAACACACGUACGACACCAUCGGCAAGAUAGAAUACUCGGAACUGGACAUUUUCCGAGUAGAGAGGCUGUGGAAGGAC